UCUUAUCUCCGUGCGUGCAGUGCCAGCCACUGUGCACAAGUGAUGAUGGCAGCGCAGGGGGUCGAGUUCCCGCACUACAUAGUUGGCUGGUCACGUGAUGCUCCAGAUCAAUUCUUCAAAAUCCAAUGUGAGGCUGAUUGGUAGAUGUGUGCCUCGGCAGUGCAGGGGUUUGGCUACUGUUUUCAGUGCUCCACGCUUUUGCUCUUUGCCGGCUACAGAUGCCCGCGCUGUGUACACUGGGGGCAGAGGUGAUGCUGAGGUUCAUGUGGUGGAUCUGCGCAGUGAUACAGUAUCCAAGCCCUGUGCAGAGAUGAGAAGAGCAAUGGCUGAGGCGGAGGUUGGAGAUGACGUGUAUGGGGAAGACCCCACUGUGAAUGAGAUCCAGCGUCAUGCUGCUCAACUGCUUGGAACACAAGAUGCUCUCUUUGUGACAAGUGGGACCUUGGGAAAUCUGGUCUCAGUGAUGGGUCACUGUCGGAUCAGAGGGGCAGAAGUCCUGCUUGGGGAUGAGUCUCACAUGUACAUAUAUGAACAGGGGAACGCUGCAUCGGUUGCUGGAGUGUUUGCCCGUCCCGUAAGAACAUUGAAAAACGGGUGUCUAGACCUGCAAGAUUUGGAGAGUAAAAUCCAGCAUGGAUACCCUGAUGUACACUAUGCACAGACACGCCUCAUAUGCCUGGAGAAUAGCCACAACCGUUUGGGGGGACGUGUGCUACCUUUGUCAUACAUGAAGGAGGUGCGGGAUCUUGCAGAUCGCUAUGGGCUGAAAGUCCACCUGGAUGGGGCACGGCUUCUAAACGCUGCUCAGUCGCUGGGGGUGGAGCCAGCACAGAUUGUUCAAUUCUGUGAUUCUGUAUCUCUCUGCCUUUCCAAAGGGCUCGGGGCUCCAGUGGGCUCAUUAGUUGGAGGGCAGACAGACUUUGUUGCUGAGGCUCGCAGGACAAGGAAGCUGCUUGGAGGGGGAAUGCGGCAGGCUGGAAUACUUGCAGCUGCUGGCUUGGUAGCAUUGAAUCGUGCACAAGAAAAUGUGAAAUUGGAUCAUCAUCAUGCAAAAACCUUUGCUAAAGCUGUGCAGGAAUUGGGCUCCCCAGUCUGCUCCGUGGACCCGGCCAUCGUGGAGAGUAACAUGGUUAUGCUGACACUCCCAGAUAAGCUUUCAGGGGAGGAGCUGUGUGCUCAGCUGAGUGAAGUCAGCACUGCAGAGCUACAACAUGGACAAGCAGUGGCUGUUAAAGCUCUAGCCUUCUCAUCUCGCCUCGUGCGUCUUGUCUGGCAUCGUGAUAUCUCAGAACAAGAUACCCUGCGGGCAAUAGACAAACUCAAAUAUGUGCUUCAAAAAUGAAAUGCAAAAAGAACCUUCCCUAGGAAGUAUUAUACCGAAA
Messenger RNA from Pseudophryne corroboree (corroboree frog), 1382 nucleotides. RefSeq lists its product as uncharacterized. Bases 98 to 1342 code for a protein of 414 amino acids. The transcript is spliced from 9 exons. NCBI's taxonomy places the organism in Eukaryota, Metazoa, Chordata, Amphibia, Anura, Myobatrachidae. Gene Ontology annotation, cellular component: cytosol. The record is from RefSeq and is a predicted model, not a curated record. Gene Ontology annotation, biological process: L-threonine catabolic process; glycine biosynthetic process. Gene Ontology annotation, molecular function: L-allo-threonine aldolase activity.